Messenger RNA from Schistosoma rodhaini, 1096 nucleotides. The record is from the annotation of a GenBank genome assembly. Lineage: Eukaryota; Metazoa; Platyhelminthes; Trematoda; Strigeidida; Schistosomatidae.
AUAAUAACAAUAAUAAUAAUAAUUGAUUGCGUCAAUAACAUUUAUUAUGAAGCUACAAUAACUUAGAGAGGGAUUUUCUCCAAAUGCUAUUUCAGCCAGCUAAUCUGGUCGCUCAUUACACGCACCCAUACUACAAGUACUUGAAACGGAACGACCGGUUUUCAAGGUCGUUGGAGUGAUAUAGUGGCAAUUUUGAUUCUAGAUCUUUAGUCCACUUGCAAUUAUGAGUCUUUCGGAAGAUGACUCUACUUCAGAUGAAGAAUAUAUCCCUCCAGUUAAAGCUUCUAAAUUGGAAGAAGACUCUGAAAGCGAAUACAGCGAUGAGUCAGAAUCAGGAAACUCAGAUUGUAUUAGUGAUAGUUUCACUGGUCAGGCAAAUGAAAAACGUCCUGCUAAAAGGAACUCGAAACAAUCCAAGAUUUCCGACUGUUCACCGCUUUCCGCUGCCGAGGAUGUGAAAGCCUACGAAGAUAAAGUGUGGGACGAGUUUUUAAAAUCCGGUAGUACCGAGAAAUCUAAUAGCAGUGAAAAAGUAAAUGUUGUAAAAAAGUAUCAGUUUGCUGGAGAAGAAGUUGAAGUCAUCCAAACAGUUUCAAACUCGAAUCGAAGUAUCUUACAGAAUAAAACUUCAAGCGAGACAAAUCCUCUCAGACCAAAAGCACCGCAUUUGGGACUCGGUUUAUCUAACGCUCUACAAAACUUGAAAUCUACGAUAAACAGCCUACCCAGGUUGUCCACCUUAGAAAAAUCGCGUCUUGACUGGAAGCAAUAUGUAGAGAAAGAAUCUCUUGAAGAUGACCUCAAAGCCCACAACAAAGGGAAAGAAGGGUAUCUGGAAAGGCAAGCAUUCUUCAACAGAGCAAGUGAACGUGAAUAUCAAUAUGAACGACAAUUAAAAAAGUCAACAUCGAGUCGGAAAACCUGAAUACGACUAUGCACAUAGUUCGUUUAUCAACGGAAUGUUGCAGUUAUUUAUCAGGAAUGGUACUCAAAUGUUUAUGCCCACUCAGUCUCACACUUCAGUGUAUUUAUAUGAUGCAAAUAGUUGUGGUUAAUUAUACUGGCAAUAAAAAAGUUAUAUAUAAAAAAGAGUUAU